AUGGUUCACUUCACAGCUGAGGAGAAGGCAGCUAUCACAAGCAUUUGGGAUAAAGUGGAUGUGGAAAAAAUUGGAGGAGAAACCCUGGGAAGGCUCUUGAUUGUCUACCCAUGGACUCAGAGAUUCUUUGACAAAUUUGGAAACCUCUCUUCUGCCCCAGCCAUCAUGGGUAACCCCAGAAUCAGAGCCCAUGGCAAGAAGGUGCUGACAUCCCUAGGCUUGGCGGUUAAGAACAUGGAUAACCUCAAGGAGGUUUUUGCUCAUCUGAGUGAGCUGCACUGUGACAAGCUUCAUGUGGAUCCUGAGAACUUCAAGCUCCUGGGAAACAUGCUGGUGAUUGUCCUUUCUACUCAUUUUGUCAAGGAAUUCACCCCUGAGGUGCAAGCUGCCUGGCAGAAGCUGGUGAUGGGUGUAGCCAAUGCUCUGUCCCACAAGUACCAUUAA
Onychomys torridus (southern grasshopper mouse) is the source of this 444-nucleotide messenger RNA. Its product is annotated as hemoglobin subunit beta-H1. The coding region runs from base 1 to 444 and encodes 147 amino acids. The record is from RefSeq and is a predicted model, not a curated record. NCBI's taxonomy places the organism in Eukaryota, Metazoa, Chordata, Mammalia, Rodentia, Cricetidae. The transcript is spliced from 3 exons. Gene Ontology annotation, cellular component: blood microparticle; haptoglobin-hemoglobin complex; hemoglobin complex. Gene Ontology annotation, molecular function: oxygen carrier activity; hemoglobin alpha binding; peroxidase activity. Gene Ontology annotation, biological process: hydrogen peroxide catabolic process; oxygen transport.